Bathycoccus prasinos is the source of this 2715-nucleotide messenger RNA. RefSeq lists its product with no specific name. The record is from RefSeq and is a predicted model, not a curated record. Bases 1 to 2715 code for a protein of 904 amino acids. Gene Ontology annotation, biological process: translation. Gene Ontology annotation, molecular function: methyltransferase activity; structural constituent of ribosome. Gene Ontology annotation, cellular component: mitochondrial small ribosomal subunit. Lineage: Eukaryota; Viridiplantae; Chlorophyta; Mamiellophyceae; Mamiellales; Bathycoccaceae. The transcript has a single exon.
AUGAGUAUCAGGAGGAGUUGUUGUUCGUGUUUUGCUUCUGCGGCGGAAGAGAAUCGUUUUCGUUCGUUGUGCACAUCAUCAGGAGCAUCUGCAUCGGCGACGGCGUCAACUGAUGAUGAUGACAAAGACGACGACGAGAACAGAAGAAGAAUUAGAGAAAGAAAAAGAGAAGAAGAAGAAGAAGGUUCAAUUGAAGAAAAUCCAAACGAGAACGCGUGGAGAAGAAUGGUACGAGAAGCGGACGAGUUCGUGUUGCCUCCAGCUUUGAGAUUGAAAACUUUAGCAUCAUCAAGAGUCGAAGACGACGGUAAUAAAACCAAGAACAUCGAGUCAUCAUUGUCGUCGUUAAUCUCAAACGUCCCAGCGAAAGCGAUCGUGAUUGAAACCAAUCGACUGACGAACAGAAAAGGCUUUUAUAACGACAUCAAGAGCGACUACAUCAUCGACAACAACAACAACGAGAACAACGGGAAGAACUCGAUGGAGUUACCGAAACAUUUCGAGAAAGCGGUGAAGAAGGCGAUACAAUCGGAAGGGAGUUCGAAUAAGCAACUAGCGAGGAAAGGGAAGAGUUUAUUGGAGGUGUUGAGGACUGCAUCGAGAGGGUUUCCCGACGACCAAGUCGACGACUUUAACGACAGUUCCGAAGACUUUCGCGUGAGGAGUUGGGUCAAAGAAGGAUUGGACGUCAAAGGAAGUAAAAAUAGUAGUCACAGAAGUCGAAUGAACGAUUCGGCAACGAAGAUGUAUGAAGACGACGGAGAAGAUGAGGACGACGUAGAGAUUAUGAAACGAGAUUGGGACGCGGACAUUGAAUGGGGAGCGAGACUCUCCGUGCGAAAAAUGCGGCGGAUGCAAAUGGAAGAAGCGGUGUUUGUGGGUAAAGCGAAGACUCGAACGGGAGCGAAGAAAAAAUUAGGUGAUUUCGCCGCGUCGUCGGACGAUCCUCGACAACAAAUUCAAUCAAGGAGAAACGCGCCAAAAUACGAUCAAACCGAAGCUGCGGCGUAUGCGAUAACGCGCGCACCGAUGACGCUCGGUGCAAUCACGAACGUUUUGAAUGAGAUACACUUGCGAUUGAACGGAGGAAGUUUGGACGAGAAAGUAGCUUCGUUUUCUCCCGAGACGCUUCUUGAUUUUGGAUCCGGGAGUGUUUUCGUCGGCGCCAUGGCAGCUCGAAACGUCUUUGGAGAUCACGUCGGAAUGAGUAAAACGGGUAGAAAAAGCAUCGGUGACGAUCGCGACGAGUCGACGAGGAGUAAUAAUCGAGUAGCCUUUGCCGCCGUGGACAAGAGUUCCCACGGUAUGGUGUUUGCCAAACGAGUGGAAGAGUACAUGCGAGAUGAAGCUGAAAAAGAGGGAGAGGAGGAUACGAAAUUAGGAACGAAAGAAGACGAGAACGGGAAAGCAACGGACUAUGACGACAAUUAUGACGAUAACGACGAUGAUGCUUUACCCAUACAGUGGUCCGAAGACACGUUCGUUCCGGAAAGCGUGAGAAACAAUCGCAGAUUUCCAACGCCGGAAGCGUGGUCGGAAGGUUCCAAGCAAAGGUCCGUCGCUUCUUUAGCCGCGUUGCAAGACAGAAGCGCUUCUUCUUUUGACCUCGUAUUAGCGUGCUAUUCUCUCGGAGAAGUCAUGGUGGAAGCAGAAAACGAGGAAAGAAGAAUUAAAUCCGGAAUGACAUCGUCGAAGCACCUCAGCGGCGCGAACAAAACGUUCGGCAUGCGCAAAGUUGAUUUGCUCGCGAGGCAACUGUGGGACAAAACGGCCGAUGGCGGCGUUUUAGUGAUUGUUGAACCAGGAACGCCGCGAGGUUCGAAACUCGUUCGAAGAGUGAGGCAACUCGUGUUAGAUUACGAAGAACGCAACGCGCGUAAUGCGGAGAAAAAAAUGAAUGCAGCACCGAACAGCGUAAAAUCAAACGCUCACGUCGUCGCGCCUUGCCAACACGAUAAGAAAUGCCCCAUGAGCGUUGCGAACGAAAAAAAAUCAACUUCUCAAAUGUGGUGUCACUUCUCGCAACGCGUCGAGCGAACGGCGACGCAUCGGUUGAUGCUCGCAAGAGGUAAAGGACGAACGUAUCAAGACGAAAGGUUUUCGUACGUUGCGAUUCAAAAGUUACCCAGAGACCAAGCGGAGGAACUCGCGGAAUCGAAAGCUCUGCGUAUUUUGGAAGAAGAAAACAAUGCGGAUGUCGAUGCUUUCUUUGCUUCUGAAAGUCUCCCAUCUUCGGACGACGAUUAUAACGACGAAGAAGAAGAAGAAGAGGAAGAGGAAGACGACGAAAGCGAAGAAGACGAGGACGAAGAUACCUUUAUAUUCGACGAAUCCACGAAAUCUAAAGCUCGCGCCGUCGCCAUGGCCUCCCAACCUUUAUGGUCUCGAGUCGUCCGUCCACCGAUCAAACGACGCGGUCACGUUGUCAUCGAAACGUGCGAACCAAACGGUAAGUUGGAGAAACGUACCGUCGCGAAAAGUCACGGCACGGUUUUCGGCAUCGGAAGAGACGGCUAUCGCCGCGCGAGGAAAACGAAACUCGGCGAUUUGUUCUCCUUCGAAGAUGUCAAGAAAAGAACGACGAUUGAUACCGACGACGAUUUUGACAUCGACGGUACGAAAAAUACCAGCAUCAACAACAGAGCCGGGGUGGUCUUCGACGAGGAGAAGUUCAUCAUGGAUUGGUUGGAGCAGAAGAAGAAAGUUGUCGAGUAA